AUGCAGCGCAACGGCCACGGCGACCCCGUCAAUGCUGUUGCGCAAGACAUACCUCUGCUACCUGGCACUGUUCCAUUACCGCAGGCAUCAGCUUCGACGACUGUCAUUGAUUGGGAUUGGGAUGUUGAACACCAUGACCGACGGCUUGAAGCUAAAGCCGACGCAGCAAUGCACGGCGCACAGCCUUUUCAAGUCGACCGAAGGGUCCUUAAAGACGUCGUACGAGAGAUGACAGGCUGCGAAGUUGGCCGAAUAAAGUUCAUGAGUUCCGGGACUUUUCAUAAGGCAAGUGCAUAUCUCGUUACUCUUGUUGACGCGCGCGAGCUGGUCGCUCGCGUCGCUCGUCGGUUCAUGCCUCGCCUCAAAACUGAAUCUGAGGUGGCCACCAUGCACUACCUUCGCCAACGGACGUCCAUUCCUGUUCCGGAUGUCUAUUAUUAUGAUGCAAAUCCCUACAAUCGCCUAGGGGGUGAAUAUAUCCUCAUGUCGAAGGCGAAAGGGGUUCCCUUGUCACGCGUAUACCACACACUCUCUAAUCAAGAACUCAAAUCUCUGUUCGCAAAUGUUGCAGCUAUCAUAGUACCUCUGUUCGCACAGCGAUUCUCCCACAUCGGAUCACUAUAUUUGGAAGGCGCGGGCACAGGCGCACCCACCCCUCUCUCGGUCGGGUCAUCAAAUUCCCCGACACCAACCGCGACGCGUCCUACCAUCAACGGCUUUAAAUUCAUGCCACUGUUAUCUAUGAGCUCCUUUUCCAAUGUCACAGCACCCCUGGAGAGAACAGUCUCACGACCAACUCCAGCUAGAGUGCCUCAUAUUGGUCCCAUCGUAUCAUGGCCCUUCUUCGGAUCCAAUCGCGGGGACCUCUCCCAUCCGGAUGAGAUUAACCGUGGCCCGUGGUCUAGUACUCAUUCGUAUCUUGCCUCAUGCGUGGACCGGGAGGUUCGUGGCGUUGUUCUCGAGAAUGAGGGCAAGACGGCACCGCACCGGCUACAUCUUGACCCGGACGAGAUUCAAUCUUCUCGGCAUCACCACUUGAACGCAGUACCCGGUGAUCAGAGUGACGACAGUGACGAAUGGGACGCACAGGAGAGUGAGGAGGAAUGGGAUGGCCCUGGUGAUGUCAUGUACAGGGAUUACAGGCGCAUGCAGAGAAGCACGUUCCUAAUUGCCCACAUCAUGCGACGUGAGGAAUCUGUACGAAAAGAGAUGGGUCGCUGGAUGCGCAUGAUGGAGAGACUCGGGGCGUGCGCGGAUCAUUCUGGGGAGAAAGAAGAGUUCGGCCUGGACUGUCACGACAUAAGCUUGGAGAACGUGUUCGUCAACGAAAACAACCCCACGGAAAUAACAUGCGUUAUUGACUGGGAAUCUACAACUACCCGGCCCCUCUGGGCAUGUGCGCAUCUUCCAACCUUCCUGCAAUCCAGUCCAUUCACGACUCGUAUGUUCCGAGAAGCAGUCGAGGAUUUGGCUUGUGGCCGAGCUCCUCGGCCAACGCACCCAGGAAAGAACAAUGGCAAACCCGUGAAUGCUGUUACGGUCGCAAAAGAGUGGCUGCAUUACGAAGCCAUCGGUGCACGGUUGCGCAUGGCUCACAGGUGUGUCGAAUGGGACGGAUGGGAGGAAGGCCUCGUCGACAGUAUACUUGGGCCCGAGGACACUGAGGACGAAUGGUUCAAAGAUGCCGAGUGUACUGCAGAUGCGCUGUCUGCCUCGAGUGCGCCUGUGUGCGCAGAGAGCCAAGCGAGCAGCUGUACUAAUUCCGGUGUUCUGCAGGCUGCAUCAUUCAAGCGACGAAAGAAGGCUGGUCACAUACCCUUGAAGAAGGAGCGGGAAAAAGAGCAGAUGUUAAAUACCACUGGAGAUAUCUGUGGCGGGCGAGGCGGGGAAUUGGGACGCAGACUCGAGGCCUGGCUGAGCGUCAACGGGGACGGGACGAGGAAGAAUUGGGACGAGGAGUAUGAUGCGGAGGCGGAGUGA
Molecule: messenger RNA, 1980 nt
Organism: Suillus plorans
Lineage: Eukaryota; Fungi; Basidiomycota; Agaricomycetes; Boletales; Suillaceae
Exons: 5
Coding region: 1-1980 (659 amino acids)
Cellular component (GO): mitochondrion
Source: RefSeq, a predicted model, not a curated record